UACUCGUUACUUGAAAAAAGUAAUCAGAUUACAGUAAUGCAUUACUGCCCAUCUCUGGUGACAGAUACUGAUAUUUUCUAAACAUCAGUACUAGAAAGUAUUUCACCUGCUAAAGUGCAUAACCAGUUAUUCACUGCUACACCUGUUCUCCAGUCAGCUGCCUCAUCUUUACCAGUUCCAGUAAUUAUAAGGCAUAGAUGGAAAAAAUCUUAUAAAAUCAAACCAAACUCAGUAAUCUAAUUUCUGUGUGACGUAAACCUCUUCCUCUUAAGCCCAUCUCUGCUGCAGUUAUUGCCUUUUUUAAUCUAAUAAAUCAUUCAUGCAUAACAUCACCACUUAGAAAUGAGACAUUGUCUUCUUCCCUGAGACUCAAACCAGGUGACUGUUGUCGCGGGGGAGUAGCAGUGGUUUAUAAGGAUCAUCUGAACUGUGUCCGUUUAAUCCUGGUUCUUUUAACUCCUUUGAAUUAUUAAUCUAUCGACCUCCCAAAUCCUGCAAACAUUCCCUGAAUGAACUCUAAUCUCCUGUCCUCUCAUCUGUUAUGGUUCAUUUUGAUAAAAUCAUCUUGGUAGGUGACUUUAAUUUACAUAUGGAUGAUGCCUCCAACUACUCUGCCACAGAAUUUCUUAAAUUGCAAAAGCAUUUAGUUUUGUGCAAUAAUAAAACUCUUUGCACGUCUGAUCAUAAAUGUAAAAUAAAUAAACUGGUCCUGGGUGCUAAAGUCUCUAAAUGCUGUGGGCUCAGCUGCAAACACAGAAACAGUUUCCUGCAGUUUCCAGUCUAACAUUGAACACCAGAAUGAAACAGCUGAUGUGUGAUAUUACAGAUAACAGUAUAAUAUCACCGCAGCCUGUACAGUCAGACUGGAUGAAGGGAAGUCUCUCCCAGCGGAUCAUCUGUGACUCUAUAUCCGCCCGGUCACCGGCAGCCUGCGUGUGUUUACCGCCACCGAAAUCUGCCUCCGUUAGAACCCAACUAUCCCCGGCACUGCCGCUGUUUCACCGGGACUCUGUCCCCACAGGUCUUCGCUGACCGGAGCACCGAGAUCACAUUUCAUCCGAACCGCUUUGGGUCACUUUAGGAGCAGAAAUGUGGAGAAAGUUCGCUGCGAGCUGCUCCGAGAGGCGGUGUGUCAGAGAGGUUUGAAGCCUCCCGAAAUUAACGGAAGAAGUCCCGAAGGACAAAAACAGGAUCAGACGGGAGACCGGAGAGUUUUCUCCCCGCUGCCUCGGCCCGGGGGUUUCAAACGUUUAUCUGGGGCCGGUUUGAGCUCCGAAACGCGGCGAAGAAAACACAAGAAGAGCCGCGAUUGAAGCGGCAGCAGAGCGGAGGGCUGGCUUCACUCUCCAUGGUUCUCAUGUGCUUGAUAAGUCCCGCCUCCUGCGCGAAGCUCAGACAUGCUCAGUACGAAGCUCACGCGCAGACAUGGCAGAAGAAGCUCCCGCAUCUGCACCGGCAAAAGCCCCGGCCAAGGCUCCCAAGAAGAAAUCCGCUCCCCGGGCUAAGAAGGAGGGACCCAGCCUCCCUAAGCUCAUCGUCGCCUCCGUGACAGAGUCGAAGGAGCGCAAGGGCACGUCGCUAGCGGCCAUAAAGAAGUACCUGACCGCCAAAAAUGUGGACGUACCCAAGGCCAACAAGCGUAUCAACACCGCCGUCGCCAAGCUGGUGGAGAAAGGCAUUCUCAGUCAGGUGAAGGGUACCGGGGCUUCCGGUUCCUUCAAGCUUGCUAAGAAAGAACCUAAGGUCGCGAAACCAGCGAAGAAGAAGGCUGCCAAGCCCGCGAAGAAGGCUCCCGCCAAAGCCAAGAAGCCCGCGGUGAAGAAAGUGGCCACCCCGAAGAAGUCUCCGGCCAAGAAGGCUGCGAAGAAAGUGGUGAAGAAGAGCCCGAAGAAGGCUGCUCCCAAGAAGCCCAAGACUGCAGCCAAGAAGCCCAAAUCCCCCGCUAAGAAGGCCGCUCCGAAAAAGCCCAAAGCCGCAAAGAAGCCGGCAAAGAAAACUGCGCCAAAGAAGGCCAAGAAGUAAAAACUCCUCCCGCACUGAGUGCAUCAAAGGCUCUUUUCAGAGCCACCACAGCCUCCGCUACGAGCUCCUCAUUUUGUGUGUGUGUGUGUGUGUGAGAAAGCGAGACUAUGCCACGGAGACGCAGGCUGCACACUCAGCUUUACGCUUCAUGCUCACCUGUGUCUCCACAUGCAGAGUAAGUUAUGGAGACUGAGCUGGUUCAGCCCACUGAAGGGGAAAAUACAUGUUGAAUUGUCAGAACAUUAGAAACAUUCGUAUGAGUUUCAGCCUUACGUCAGUAAAUACAACCGGAUAAUUGACUUGGCAGUGAUUCAUCAACGAUACUUUAAGAUAUGACACCUGAAUUAUUUCCCAGUCAGUGCUGCAAAUAUUUCCAGUUUGUUCUGGUGCUGAUGACGGGAGCUAAUGAGCGCACUGAAGCUGUGGAUGACUUUCUUUUCUUGGUUUAUUAGCUGCUGUUGUUGACGGUGUACGAUAUGGGGAGUACGCUACUGAUUUUUGUUUCAAGUUAAAUUUGAAUUAGCCCCGCCCCGAUCUCAAAGACCUCUGUAGCCUUCACAUCGGCACUGUGCAAUAACCCAUACUGUACAUAUAUGUAACACUACUUAUGUAUUUUUAUUUUUCCAGAUUUGUGUUACAAUCUAAUAUUUUUGAAUACUGUUUAUAUGUGUAAAGUGCUGCUGAAGCUGUGCAGCCCCGCAUCUGUGCAGUAGUAGGCGGCGCUGUCUCAGUGAACAUCUGUGUGGUAACAAUAAAGGCAUUCUGUUC
Oreochromis niloticus (Nile tilapia) is the source of this 2790-nucleotide messenger RNA. Its product is annotated as histone H1. Lineage: Eukaryota; Metazoa; Chordata; Actinopteri; Cichliformes; Cichlidae. Gene Ontology annotation, molecular function: DNA binding; structural constituent of chromatin. Bases 1426 to 2022 code for a protein of 198 amino acids. The transcript has a single exon. The record is from RefSeq and is a predicted model, not a curated record. Gene Ontology annotation, biological process: nucleosome assembly. Gene Ontology annotation, cellular component: nucleosome.